UUAACAUCUUCCCAUUAGAAAACUUUCAGUUGGUUCUAAUUUACUUCAGAAAAAUGGUUUCCAAAGUAAACUUGCUCAUUCAAGUCCUCUUGGUCAUGGUUAUUUUAAUCUCUUUCAUGGGGGAAGCUAGGAACCUGGUUGAUGAAAAGCAAAAUGAUGUGGAUAGUGUUAAAGGCAAUGGAUCUGUAAGUACUGAUUGUUGGUGGUGGCCAUGGUGGCCCUUUACGGGUCCACCUGCAACUCCAGUAACACCGAGUCCUCCUGCAACUCCAGUAACACCAAGUCCGUCGGAAACUCCGGUAGCACCAAGUCCAUCGGAAACACCGGUAGCACCAAGUCCAUCGGAAACUCCAAUAUCACCAAGUUCAUAUGAAACUCCUACACCACCUGGUUCACCUGAUUCUAGUCCAUUGCUUUAAACUACCAAAUGUAGCUAAACACAAAAAUCAAAAUGUUGAUUGUAUCAUUAUGUGGUAUUUGUGUUUAAACAUUAGGAAUAUAUGUUUGGUUUAAUUAUGAGAAUAUAUAGUGAGAAAUAUUG
Molecule: messenger RNA, 541 nt
Organism: Trifolium pratense (red clover)
Lineage: Eukaryota; Viridiplantae; Streptophyta; Magnoliopsida; Fabales; Fabaceae
Product: anther-specific proline-rich protein APG-like
Exons: 2
Coding region: 54-419 (121 amino acids)
Source: RefSeq, a predicted model, not a curated record